This is a messenger RNA of Ruditapes philippinarum (Manila clam), 790 nucleotides long. RefSeq names its product thioredoxin domain-containing protein 17-like. Lineage: Eukaryota; Metazoa; Mollusca; Bivalvia; Venerida; Veneridae. Gene Ontology annotation, molecular function: protein-disulfide reductase [NAD(P)H] activity. Bases 54 to 425 code for a protein of 123 amino acids. Gene Ontology annotation, cellular component: cytosol. The record is from RefSeq and is a predicted model, not a curated record. The transcript has 4 exons.
CGCACUCUUCACUAAAUAUUUAGGAGGCGUGUCACAUGAAUUGAACAAUUACAAUGGCAAAAAUAAUUAAUGUCCAGGGAUAUGACGCUUAUAAAACUGCAGUUAAAGAGAACUCUGGGAAAACUAUAUUUGCAUUGUUUACUGGAUCACCCGGAGAAGACGGCAAAAGUUGGUGUCCCGACUGUGUAACGGCUGAUCCUGUAGUACAAAGUAGUUUGUCCAAACUGCCAGUAGAUUCUGUGUACAUACACUGUGGUGUCGGAGAUAGAACAUUCUGGAAAGACCAGAACAAUGUUUUUCGCACAGAUAAAGAUCUACGAUUAAAAAGCGUUCCGACUUUGAUGAAAAUUGGACAGCCAAACAGAUUAGAAGAGGAACAAUGUGCCAAGCCCGACCUUGUGGAGAUGUUAUUUUCAGACGAGUAACAAGAAUACACAUACACAUGGACUAGUCAGUUGAACUGUUGUCAGAUAACGAGACAUUCCUGAUACAGAACUGCAUUUAAAAUUUAUACCUUGAAAACUAAAAUGUGUAACAGACACGGGAAAUAAUAUAGAGUAUAAUUACUGAUCAUAUGAUACAUCAUAUCAUCAUGCUUCAAUUGGACAGAACACUUUUCUUUGUAUUGUAAAUGCUGUUACAUAAAAAAAGUUAUUCCGUAUUCAAGUGACCUAAUUUCAGUUGUAAACCAACACGCCUCAUAAUUCAGGUGAACAAUGCAUGGAUAUAUUGCCAUUUGACAUCAGAAAUACAGAAAUACCAUGUAUUCAAUAAAACCAGUUCAUUUCUU